Messenger RNA from Solea senegalensis (Senegalese sole), 2995 nucleotides. It is a transcript of the gene armc6, whose product is annotated as armadillo repeat containing 6. The coding region runs from base 1044 to 2453 and encodes 469 amino acids. Gene Ontology annotation, molecular function: protein binding. Gene Ontology annotation, biological process: hematopoietic progenitor cell differentiation. The record is from RefSeq and is a predicted model, not a curated record. The transcript has 8 exons. NCBI's taxonomy places the organism in Eukaryota, Metazoa, Chordata, Actinopteri, Pleuronectiformes, Soleidae.
CACUCUUUUUUUAGAGUGUCCUGUGUAUCUAAUAAUAUGGCUGAUGAGUGCAAUAACCUCAUUAACCAUUAUUCAGACAAAGGAUACUUGUGACGUGAAGAGAACAGGGGGAAACUAGUAUUACGGUCAGUUGAUACAACGAAUAAAAACAGACUGGAGGUGUUUCUCCUGUUCAGCCCGGUGUGUGUCAUAUCCCUGCUGCUCUCAUCGCUUUCUCCUGAUUCGGUCUGGGCCAGUUCGCUGUUCUUCGUGUGGCGGUACAACGCCGGUACAACGCCGAGCCCAGCUGCCUCGGAGGCGGCUUGAACUGAAACACCACCUGCAGACAGUGGACUCGACGUGCGAAAGUGUUCCGCAAAGCCCAACAGUGCCAAGUACCAGGGCUCCGGUUGUUCUGUGCGCGCUGCCAUCUUUACCUGUCCGAAGACAAAUCAUCGGCAACACAAAAACAACAUUUCCACCAAGCCUGGUCCAAGAAGAGCCCGCUGAUCUGGUUUCUGCUUCAGUCAUUUGCAUGCAUUGAAGUGCCAGUACCAGGUUCGCCAGAAAAAGAUGAACUUCCGGUUAUCAUUUUCAUGAUAAGACUGGUUAUUGUGACAGCGACUACAACAAAAAUAUUUACAGCUAAUCCUUAUUAAUAAUACAUAAAAUAAAAUAUGGAUCAAAUGUAUUUCAUUUGAAGUUGGAAAAUUUGGAUCGUAUCAUUCAUUAUCACUUUAUAUUACAAUCGCAACGCGGUUGCUGUUUUCUUUACAUUUUAAAGUAAAGUACAUGCCUCGUUUUAUCCGUUUUAUCGAAUAUCGAUUGUAUGUGGAACUUAUUAUGAGCUUAUGUUGCAAUCGAACUCGUCUACCAGUCGGACCUUUUGUGGAUUUUUCUAUUCACUAAAUGCUUCCGCACUUUGUCCGGUGCUUGAACAAGUGGUGGAACCAGGCUGCUACGUUAUUUGCGUAAAUCGACAUUGGUGGUUCAUUCAUUUGCGGCACUGUCACAGGGCGGUGGUACAAGCUUGAUCACACCAGGCGGAAAGUAUCAGAGGCAAAAUGUCGACACGACGGAUCACACAAGAAACGUUUGAUGCUGCUGUGAGGGAAAACAUGGAGGAGUUUGAGAUGGAACCCGAUGAAGCUUUGCGGGAAGCUGUGGAGCAGUUUGAGUCUCAAGAUGUGGACCUCAGUUGUAUAGUAAAAGCUGUACCAGUUGCGUCAUCUGAUGAUAAUCAAGAGGAGCAAACGCAUGAGAUAUUACAGGCUUUGGAUUCCCUCAGAAUUGGAAGAGACUCUGAUACUAUUACAGAAGUGAUAGCAGACAUUAAAUGCUUCACUGAGCAGUGCUCACUUGGAUUUGCCCAGAGGUACCUGGCUGCUCAAAAAGAUGCUUACCCCAUCAUCCUCUCUUACUGCAAAAGAAGUGUGGAGGAGAAGGAGACUGUGUUGGCUGCUCUGUCUGCUUUAGCUGCACUGACGGAUGGACAGCCGGACUUGUUGGAUGCAGAGGGCCAGCAGUUCCUCUUGGAUGUCCUCAAGAAGUACAGGGAAGAUUUGUCAGUGACAAGUGUAGCGAUCAUGACUGUGCGCCGUUGCUGUUUGAAACAUGAACAAAACAGGCAGGAUUUGGUCAAAGCUGGAGUCCUGCCCCUACUGACCACUGCUGCCACGCGACAUAGCGACUCUGCAGAGUUGGUGAAGGAAGUGUCUGCAGCUCUCAGGGUCAUGACCUUUGAUGAUGAUGUGCGAGUUACAUUUGGGCAAGCUCAUGAACAUGCCAAGAUGAUUGUUCUUGAGCAUAAUGGACUGAAGGUCUUAAUUGACGCUGCAAAAGCUCAUCUUGAUAAUUCAUCUGUCCUGAGUGAGCUCUGUGCAACUUUGGCCCGCCUGGCUGUCAGGAAUGAGUUCUGCCAAGACAUCUGUGAUCUGGGAGGGUUAAGACUCAUGAUGACGUUGCUUGCGGACUGCUAUGAGAUAGCGGAGUUGGUUCGACAGGUCCUAAAUGCAAUAAGAGCUGUUGCAGGAAAUGAUGAUGUGAAAGAUGCUGUUGUUAAUGCUGGUGGAGUCCAGCUGAUUGUUAUUGCUAUGAACAGGCACACAAGCAACUCUGCUGUGUGUGAGCAGGGCUGUGCUUGUCUUUCUGUCCUUGCGUUGCGCAAACCAAACCACUGCAAAGUCAUCAUGGAGAAUGGAGGUGCCCUGGCUGCAGUGCAAGCUAUGAAAGUACACACUGGUGUGGUUAAUGUGCAGAAACAGGCAUGUAUGCUGUUGAGAAACCUCGUUUCACGUACCCGCGAAUACAGCCAACUGAUCCUGGAGAUGGGAGCAGAGGCCCUGAUAACUCAGGCACACAACACCCACCGAGACAGUGAUGAUGUGUUCAAAGCAGCCCUUAGAGAUUUGGGAUGCCAGGUGGAGCUUCGAGAGCUGUGGACAGGCAAAUCUGGCAACCUCACCAGAGACUAGUGAGCUGUGCAAACAAAUGUAAUUUUCAGUUUUGUAUCAUGUCUUCAUUGGUUACUAAAUGUGAGUUUUGUGCCAUAGAUAAUUAUACAUUUAUUUGCUGCUCAUUUCCAUGUUGGCAGAACCAACUUUUAACAUCUAUUAAAUGCCUUAUAAUGUUUAUUUAUAUUUAACAUUCCUACUUUUGUUUUCCCAUUUUUUUUAAGCAUUGUCCAUGUGUAAAACUGAAAUUUAGACCUAUCACAACAGUAUAUUCAACUUGAACAUGACAAAACUGUCUUUGGGUUGAUACUUCUAGUGUACUUCAUUUUAUGUCCUCUACAUCAGUGGUUCCCAACCUUUUUUCCUUGAAGCCCCCCUUGCUCGUGUCCAGGACAAACCAGGCCCCCCGACCCAAACCCUUGUCAAGGGCACGCACACAAAAAGGAAUAAAGUAAAAAGUGCAUAUGCAAAAUUAAACAGCAGUUGUAGGUUUAUCUUCCUAUUCUCACAGUGUGUAUAGAUAAAAAACUGUCCUGUGUUUCCAUUAAAUCAAAACCAUGGUA